Molecule: messenger RNA, 1067 nt
Organism: Rosa chinensis
Lineage: Eukaryota; Viridiplantae; Streptophyta; Magnoliopsida; Rosales; Rosaceae
Product: transcription factor TFIIIB component B''-like
Exons: 5
Coding region: 277-756 (159 amino acids)
Biological process (GO): RNA polymerase III preinitiation complex assembly
Cellular component (GO): transcription factor TFIIIB complex
Molecular function (GO): TFIIIC-class transcription factor complex binding
Source: RefSeq, a predicted model, not a curated record
AUGAUAUAUGAUACAAGUUAGCACAAUAUACUGAUCCUUUAUUUAUGUGGUGAUACUGUGCUUGCAUGAAUAAAUGCAGAUUGAAUGUCUGCCAGGAAUUUGUUCAUUUCCAUUAGAUGGCUGAAAGUGGCUGCUUACGACGAGUUUCAUAGGGAAGUUUCUGAUAAUGAAUAGGAGAACUUUGGUUUCGAACAGGACAGAAGCUCUGGUGGAGAUCAAGCAGGUUGCAGGGAUAGGGUUAACACAAGUUCCUCUAGCAUCAAUUACCAGUCUUUUAUGAAGAAAGAACGCCGUGUAAAAUGGAAUGAACAAGACACGAAACUUUUGUAUGAGGGUAUUGAGCAGUUCGGAUCCGAUUUUAGAAUGAUCGCACUACUUUUUCCUGGUCGAACACGUGAUCAAAUCAAGUUGAAGUUCAAGAAGGAAGAUCGUCACAAUCGAUUACGUAUCAAUGAAGCCUUUCCCGGUCGUUCCAAAGACAAUUCCAAAUAUGUUUUGGUGAUUAAUGAGCUGCAAAAAGUUGCUCGGGAAAAGCAGGAGUCUAAUGCAGAUGAGUCGAAUAAUGACCAGGAGGAGGUAGAGCUGACUCAUGGGGGAGUGACAAAACCUGAGUUGGAUAAAAUUGAAGAUAUGGAAACCGAUGUUGCUGCCGAAGUUCAACAGGAGGAAGCUGCUGUUACUGAAGUUCAUAGUCUCAUGAAGUCUGAUCAAAGUGAUGAUGGUGACGGUUUCAGCGGUUGGGAUGAUGAGUUUUAGUGUACAUAUAUCUUACUAGAAAAUUAAGUACAUCAUUGGAACCGCAAUCACUGGUAGACACUCACAGAUCACAUUUCGAUUAUGGAGCAUGUGGAGAUUGAAUUCAUAUAUUGAGAAACCUGUAACAGUUGCGGAAGAACCUGCAAGAAUGGGACUCCAUAUAGUGACCAUACCUCAGGCCCAAAUCUGUGAAGAAAAUAUCAGCUUAGGUGUUCCUAUAGGGGAUUGUCGCACUAAUGGAUUUGGAUUUGGAUUUGAAACAACCAAAUCUGUCUGUUUGGCUUCAUAUUUUGAGUUGAAUUUGGAUUAGA